This is a messenger RNA of Hyaena hyaena (striped hyena), 849 nucleotides long. RefSeq names its product VENT homeobox (gene VENTX). The coding region runs from base 1 to 849 and encodes 282 amino acids. Gene Ontology annotation, biological process: regulation of transcription by RNA polymerase II. Gene Ontology annotation, molecular function: RNA polymerase II cis-regulatory region sequence-specific DNA binding; DNA-binding transcription factor activity, RNA polymerase II-specific. Lineage: Eukaryota; Metazoa; Chordata; Mammalia; Carnivora; Hyaenidae. The record is from RefSeq and is a predicted model, not a curated record. The transcript is spliced from 3 exons.
AUGCAGCUCAGCCCCGUCCAGCCCCGUCAGCCUGCAGAGGACCCCGCGCCUCACGCCCACCGUCUGUCCCCCACAGCCAUGGCUCCCUCCUCUACCCUGCCCAGUGGCUUCGAGCCGUCCAGCUUUGGCUCCGUGGAUUGGCUUUCCCGGAGCAGCCACGUGGGGCCGGCACACACCUCCAGGCCCGCUGAGGCCUCCGGGGGGAGCCUGUCUGCUCCAGCCAAGGUAUCCGGCAGCGGGGAGCUCCCCCUGGGCACGGAGGAAGUAAAGCCCUUGGAAGUGUCUGCACCAGGGACACCCUCGGCCGGGUUGAGCAAGGAGGCGGACGGCCCGCGGGCGCCCCGGGUCCGCACAGCCUUCACAGCCCAGCAGGUCAGCACCCUGGAGAGCGCCUUCCAGCACCAGCGCUACCUGGGCCCCCUGGAGCGCCGGAGGCUGGCCCGGGAGAUGCGACUCUCCGAAGCGCAGAUAAAAACCUGGUUUCAGAAUCGCCGGAUGAAACACAAGCGCCAACUUCAAGACUCACAGCUGAGCAGUCCCUUCCCUGGAGCGCUCUAUACGCCGGCGGCUUUCCGCCCGCCACCCUCUGCCCUGGCCAGUAGCUUGCAGCUGCUGUACCCUUGGGUGUCCCUGCUUGGGCCUCCGGCUCUGGGACAGCCCCCUGGUUCCUUUUGGGAUCUCUGCCAAGUGGAACAAGCCUCCCUGGCCUUGACGUGGGCUUCCUGCAGCAGACAGCCUCCAGCGUGCUGCCUCCCAGACCCUGGGGGCCAGGUGCACACCCUGGGCCCAGCUUUGUCUGGGGGUCCCUGGGGCGUGCGUGCCUUGCCACAGACUGGGGAUGCCUUUUGA